CCUGCCUUCAUGGUCCUCGACUCCGGAGGAGCAGGGCAUGUCCGUCGAAUUGUCUUCUUCAGCCUCGAGCUGGCGGGUCUGGCUGGGGCUGUGAUCAUGCUGCUUACCGGUCUUAUCUGGCGUCAGGCAGCUCGGAGGCAUAUUGUCUGGUUCAACUUUAUGUUCACCUGGAUGAUCUCUUGUGCUUCUUACAUUUUACUUAUUGGCCAAUCUGUGGACGAGCUGCCAAAUCGCACAAUCUGUGUGGCGCAAUCUGCUCUUAUAUAUUCUGUCCCGACGCUAACAUCUGGGUCGACUCUUGCGCUCGUUAUUCAUGUCUAUAUCACUCUCCGAACACUGCUGACUGUCGCGACACCCGACUAUCUAUUUAUGUAUCGCAAGAUCUUGACCAUUAUGCUCGUCGGCGUGCCAUACGUCCCCACAGCGGGCAUGUUCGCCUCCGCCCUCGUGAUCAGCCUCCGCGCGCCCCCGUCAGAGCUGUCUCUGAGCUACAGCGAGGGCGCGUUCUGCGGCCUCACAGCCACGCCCCUCGGGAGGAUAUCCGCGAGCAUCGUCGCGGUGAUGAUGAUCGCGGGACUCGUGUUCGAGGCCGUCAUCUUCUGCACGCUACGCCGGGUGUGGCGGACGCUGCAGGCGGAGAACCGGGCGUCUGUGUCCAUGAUCACGCGCGUCAUGGCAUUCACGCUCGUCAGCAUCGUGUCCAUUAUCAUCAGUAUGAUAUUUUUGGUCCUCCCGUCGGAACACCAAUCUGGCUUUAAUGUUAUGAUCGCCACAAUUCCAGUCACAUCUGUUCUCAUAUUCGGCACACAGAAGGAUGUUCUCAACGCCUGGGCCUCGAUAUUCCGCAAGAAACGCGCUCAUGGGGCCGAUACAUGGGACACAUUCACGCCUGAGGGGAGUCGGCAGAUCAUCAUCACAUUGAGUCCAUUGAGAAGCAAAGUAUGAAAGUAAAGAACAUCAAUAGCAUCUGUACAUCAUCAAGUCUGGAUUCAUGUUUGUAUCAAUUAUAA
This is a messenger RNA of Mycena citricolor, 1010 nucleotides long. The record is from the annotation of a GenBank genome assembly. NCBI's taxonomy places the organism in Eukaryota, Fungi, Basidiomycota, Agaricomycetes, Agaricales, Mycenaceae.